Molecule: messenger RNA, 459 nt
Organism: Lolium perenne
Lineage: Eukaryota; Viridiplantae; Streptophyta; Magnoliopsida; Poales; Poaceae
Source: RefSeq, a predicted model, not a curated record
AUGAAUGGACACGAGUACAACUAUGGUUACUACCUUGCCGACGGCAUCUACCCCUCCUGGCCGGUGUUCAUGAAAGGUGUUACUCUUCCACAAAAUGAAAAGCAGCGAGUGUUCACUGCUGCUCAAUCAGCGCAUCGCAAAGAUGUCGAGUGUGCCUUUGGAGUGUUGAAGUCUAGGUUCAACAUUCUAGCAGUUCCGGGACGCUCCUACUCCAGGCGUACUCUUGGAUUGAUCAUGCGUGCAUGUGUCAUUCUGCACAACAUGAUCAUUGACGAUGAGCGUGGACAAAAUUUGGACAACAUCUAUGAGACAGUUGAUUCAAAUGUCGGCCCUGCAAUACACCACCAUGCACCACCAAGCCUAGCAGCCAGGAUUCAGAUGGACACCGAAAUGAGGGACUCACCGAUGUAUACACAGCUCCAGCAUGAUUUGAUGGAGCAUGUGUGGGCUAAUUCCUAG